ACGUUCAACAUCAAUGGUAUGUGGUUUUAGUUUUAAAAAAAUGUUGUAUGUGUCCCUAGGCUUCUACAGUGACAAGUUACGCCAGGUGAACGUCCCGUACAUCACCACGUCCUCAUGCAGAGCAACCAAUUACAAAAAAAGGAUUAAAUCAUCGAUGGUAUGUGCUGGACCUCUGAACGGCGGAAAGGACGCAUGCUACGGAGAUUCUGGCGGACCGCUGGUGUGCAAGAUUGAGAGCGGAGACACAGUAACGUGGGUACAGCACGGCAUCACUAGCUGGGGGUAUGGCUGUGCACAGCCCAACUCCCCGGGGGUCUACAGCAAGGUCUCCUACUUGUUACCAUGGAUACAAUCAAUCAUGGAUAAUAAUUAA
This is a messenger RNA of Lingula anatina, 373 nucleotides long. Its product is annotated as trypsin-3-like. NCBI's taxonomy places the organism in Eukaryota, Metazoa, Brachiopoda, Lingulata, Lingulida, Lingulidae. Gene Ontology annotation, biological process: proteolysis. The record is from RefSeq and is a predicted model, not a curated record. Gene Ontology annotation, molecular function: serine-type endopeptidase activity.